This is a messenger RNA of Homarus americanus (American lobster), 2392 nucleotides long. RefSeq names its product phenylalanine--tRNA ligase beta subunit-like (gene beta-PheRS). Gene Ontology annotation, biological process: phenylalanyl-tRNA aminoacylation. The record is from RefSeq and is a predicted model, not a curated record. Lineage: Eukaryota; Metazoa; Arthropoda; Malacostraca; Decapoda; Nephropidae. Gene Ontology annotation, cellular component: phenylalanine-tRNA ligase complex; cytoplasm. Bases 98 to 1867 code for a protein of 589 amino acids. The transcript is spliced from 10 exons. Gene Ontology annotation, molecular function: magnesium ion binding; phenylalanine-tRNA ligase activity; ATP binding.
GGUGCGGCACGAGUGACUGCGGCUGCGUGCGGUACUAGUGACUGUGGCUGCGGCAAGACUAGACUGACAGAAGUGAGGGAGAACCUGUCUUUUAAUCAUGCCUACUGUCUCUGUUAACCGAGAUGCACUCUUUAAGGCUCUUGGUAAAACAUAUUCGGAUGAAGAAUUUGAUGAGCUGUGCUUCCAGUAUGGGUUGGAGGUAGAUGACAUAGUUGAUGAGCCGGAGAAAGGAAUCACGUACAAGAUUGAAGUUGGAGCUAAUCGUUAUGACCUUUUGUGUAUCGAGGGAAUUGCCCGUUCUCUGUCGGUGUACUUGGGGAAGGAGUCUCAACCCAACUAUCGUGUGUUGCCGCCCAAGGAACCAGAGAAUUACAAGCUCAUAGUGAAGCCUUCAACUAGCCAGGUGCGUCCAUACGUGGUUGGAGCCGUCUUAAGGAAUAUAAAAUUCACUCAGGCCGUAUAUGAUUCUUUCAUAGAUCUACAGGACAAGCUGCAUCAGAACCUGGCCCGUAAACGUACCUUAGUAGCAAUUGGCACCCAUGAUUUAGACACCAUCAUAGGACCUUUUAUAUAUGAUGCAAGACCACCACAAGACAUUUCAUUUGUGCCUUUGAACCAGACUCAAGCUUAUAGAGCGGACAAACUUCUGGAAAUGUACUCAUGUGAUUCACAUCUUAAGGAAUAUGUACCCAUUAUAAAGGACAAACCUGUGUAUCCAGUAAUAACUGACCAGAAGGGGGUUGUGUUGUCCCUGCCACCCAUCAUCAAUGGUAACCACUCCAAGAUUACUCUAAAUACACGUAAUGUUUUCAUCGAGUGUACUGCUACUGAUCGUUACAAGGCUCAGAUUGUAUUGGACACUCUUGUGUGUAUGUUCUCAGGUUACUGUGACCAACCUUACACUGCCGAGUCUGUUCAGGUUGAAUAUCCUGAUGGAGAGAAGGUCCAGUACCCAAAACUGCAGUACCGUCAGCAAGUGGCGUCUGUUUCUUAUUGCAACAUAUUGGCCGGAGUGAGUGAAAAGGCAGAGGACAUUGCAAAAAUGCUUACCUCGAUGAGUCUUUCAGCUGAUCCCGAUGGCCAGGACAAAGUUGUGGUUAAGGUGCCUCCAACUAGGUAUGAUGUUCUUCAUGAGUGUGACAUAGCUGAAGACUUUGCUGUAGCUUAUGGGUUUGACCGGUUGGCAGCUGACAUGCAGAUGCCCCCUACAAAUACCAUUGGCCAGGAAUUUGAACUGAACUAUCUCAGUGAUAAAUUGAGGCUAUUGAUGUCUCAGAAUAACUACACAGAAGUUGCCACUUUCUCCUUAUAUUCAAAGAUGGAUAUGGGGGAAAGAAUGAGGGUUAACCUAGAUAAUGAAUCGUGGGUUAAAGUUGCCAACCCCAAAACCACAGAGUGCGAGGCUGUGAGAAUUAGCCUUUUACCCGGGUUAAUGAAAACUUUAGCGGCUAACAAGCACAUCUCUCUACCUCUGAAGUUAUUUGAGGUCGCUGAUGUAGUGUUUCGUGACAGUUGCCCCACUACAACUAGAGGUACUGGGGCCCGUAAUGAACGACACCUGUGUGCCAUUAACUACAACGUUAAAGCUGGUAUAGAAAUAGUUCAGGGUCUCUUGGACAAUAUAAUGAUUGCUCUCAAGGUCCCUUUCACUCCUGACAACAGCGCACAGGGAUAUUAUCUAGAAGGCAAAGACCAUCCAAGUUAUUUCCCUGGAUUCUGUGGCAAUGUGAUAGUCAAUGAUGUGGCUGUUGGCCAGAUAGGACUCAUCCACCCAGAGGUUAUCACCAACUUCAACCUCAACAAUCCUGCUGCUGCUUUUGAAAUUAAUAUUGAGAAAGUUUUAGAAAUCACAAAUUUUGGGCAUUGAUUAUAAAACUGUGUCAUAAUUCUCCAUAUUGUAUCUAUAUUUUGUCAAGUAAAAUAACUUUUGUGUGUUGAAACUACAGUACUGUUGUGGAUGUUGAACUUAUCAAAGUAAUUUUGUGGAUUAGCUUCAUAGUGUUAAUGACCACUAGUAGUUGAAGACCUCAUGAGUUUGUUUAGGAAAUUUACUGAAAAUUUCUGUUUUUUUUUCAUUUGACUCACAGAUAAAGGAAGUAAUUAUUAUUGAUUCACAUGAAAAAAAGCCUUACAAGAUCGCACAGGAUACCUUGGCAAUACUGUACUACUGUAUACCGUGGGAUAUGUACAGUAGAAGUAAAGGAACAUGAAAAUUUGUGUAAGGCAGAAGGAAAUAUAAUGUAAAUGGAAAUAUAAUACUUCUGAUACAUACUGCACUGUGAAUGUUGGGAAAAUAUGACGAUUGUAUUGUUGAGGCAAGAAUGUAAAAAACAUUACCGUUACUGUGUACGUGAUUACCAGGGCUAUGCAAUAUAAAAUAAUAUUAAAAUUU